Molecule: messenger RNA, 633 nt
Organism: Xyrauchen texanus (razorback sucker)
Lineage: Eukaryota; Metazoa; Chordata; Actinopteri; Cypriniformes; Catostomidae
Exons: 5
Coding region: 1-633 (210 amino acids)
Biological process (GO): immune response
Cellular component (GO): membrane
Molecular function (GO): tumor necrosis factor receptor binding
Source: RefSeq, a predicted model, not a curated record
AUGACCAGCUCGAGUAACCCCAGGUUCCGCCUCAUGAUUGGCUGGUGCUGCCUGAUGUCUGCAGCUCUUAUUAUAAUGACUGCAUUUCUUGCUACAAAGACCGGUUGCAACAAAGAGCUCAAUACAAACAAGACAACAAUCGGAUACAAAGAGCACAGUAAAAAAGACAACGACAACCCUCAUGCAGACAAAAUUAUAGAUUCCUCGCAUGGUCUGUCUAUUAAAGACUAUAUCCGUCUUAUCAGAGACAAAAAAUCCUGGAUCUGCAGCCACAUCCCUCUGUGUGAGAGCAGCUCGAGCUCACUGAAAAAUAACACUGUAGAAAUUACAACCGGCGGUUUGUUCUACAUCCAUGCCCAAGUUGAAUUCAGGAAAGCCAGUAAUUCAAUCAAUCAAGAAAUUAAGAAUCCUGGGACUAUAAUUCUUGUCAGAAAUGAACGAAAAGAUGGAGCCAAACGGCUGAGAAAGCUUAGUGAGGUCACACGAUAUGAAGCAGGAUCUGUGUCAAUAAUCCGAAUGGUGCAGCUCGAUGAGGGAGAUACCAUCAGUCUGUACAUAGAGGAAUCAUCUAUGGUCCUAUUAACAGAGGAUUCAAACACUUACUGGGAAAUUCUCUUGCUUUCACGCCUAUAG